Molecule: messenger RNA, 438 nt
Organism: Paramecium tetraurelia
Lineage: Eukaryota; Ciliophora; Oligohymenophorea; Peniculida; Parameciidae
Exons: 1
Source: RefSeq, a predicted model, not a curated record
AUGAGCUUAAGUUUGAUAUGCAUUAAACUUAGUCUCUCUUUUACAUUUUACAAUAAAUACAUACAUAAGUAUUUUAGUGUAUAAAUUUAGGUAUUGUAGAAUAUCAUAAUUACAUCAUAGAAAUCUAUUAGAUAAGCAUUUAAAGUUUUGAAUAUGUUUAGAACAAAUCUUAUUAUUUUUAUUGUAAUCAUGAAAAAAAUAAUGCCAAAGUUUUAUUUGAAGGGCAAUAUGAUAAUCUUUGAUAUUAGAAACACAUAAAUCUCUAUUAUUUAGAUUUACUAAUAUAGUAACUUAUUUUUCAUCAAAAUACACUUUGGUAAUUUUCAAACUUUGAAACUAUUUGAGUUAAUUUAAAGGAAUCUCAUUACUUUUGAAUAUGUCUAUUCUUUUUGGUUUUAUCUUUUGACUAUUUCACUAAGAAACCUGAUUAUUUAAUGA